GGUGAGGCUCCUCGCCCUCGGCUUCUGCCUGUCGCCCCAAGAUGGCGGACACAAUGAGCCGGUGCCGCGCUUGUUGGUCCUGAGGUGAUUGUGAGGCGGAACGGUCGGCAAGGCUCCACAGUUCAGACAGAAGAGUGUUGCCCGAGAAGGCGGAGGAAGAGGAGUAGGUGGCCCGACUGUUGCCCGCACUCCCUCUGGCCGCCAGCGCAGCGCCGGUCCUGCCCCGGUCGGCCCCUCGGCAGCCCGCCCGCCCGCCGGGCCCCGCCCCGGCCUUGCGCCGCCGCCUCUAGCAGCCGCCGCCAUGAAGCUGACCGACAGCGUGUUGCGGAGCUUCCGCGUCGCCAAGGUGUUCCGCGAGAACUCGGACAAGAUUAACUGCUUCGACUUCAGCCCUAACGGCGAGACAGUCAUCUCGAGCAGCGACGACGACUCCAUCGUGCUCUAUGACUGCCAGGAGGGCAAACCAAAGAGAACCCUGUACAGUAAGAAAUAUGGCGUGGACCUCAUCAGAUACACUCAUGCAGCAAACACAGUUGUUUACAGCUCUAACAAAAUAGACGAUACUAUUCGUUACCUGUCCUUACAUGACAACAAAUACAUCAGAUACUUUCCUGGACAUAGCAAAAGGGUGGUGGCCUUGUCUAUGUCACCUGUGGAUGACACUUUCAUAUCUGGGUCUCUUGAUAAGACCAUUCGACUCUGGGAUCUCCGGUCUCCUAACUGCCAGGGUCUCAUGCAUCUACAAGGCAAGCCAGUUUGUUCUUUUGAUCCAGAAGGGUUAAUUUUUGCUGCAGGUGUCAAUUCCGAAAUGGUCAAACUUUAUGAUCUUCGCUCUUUUGAUAAGGGGCCAUUUGCGACAUUUAAAAUGCAGUAUGAUCGGACUUGUGAGUGGACUGGACUUAAGUUCAGCAAUGAUGGCAAACUCAUUCUCAUCUCCACCAAUGGCAGCUUCAUCCGUCUCAUUGAUGCAUUCAAGGGAGUGGUGAUGCAUACGUUUGGGGGUUAUGCUAACAGCAAAGCUGUCACACUGGAGGCCUCAUUUACUCCAGAUUCCCAGUUUAUUAUGAUUGGUUCAGAGGAUGGCAAGAUCCAUGUCUGGAAUGGAGAGAGUGGUAUAAAAGUAGCUGUGUUGGAUGGCAAACACACAGGCCCCAUUACCUGUUUGCAGUUCAACCCCAAGUUCAUGACCUUUGCCAGCGCAUGUUCCAACAUGGCCUUCUGGUUGCCCACCAUUGAUGACUGACCCUCAUGCUACUCGGCUGUUUUCUGUACAGUGAGGAUGGCCAGCAGGAAGAAACUCAGAGGGGACUAAGAUGUAGUGGGAUUGGAUCAUUUGACUGGGCUGGAGAAUAUCCUUCCACAUGGCCUCCCAAGGAUGUGCUGUACAUUUACUCAAAAGAAAAAAAAUUACUUUGCGGAGCUUCUUCAAAAGGACUCUUGGUGCAGCAGAUUCAAUUGGGACUCAUUUUCCAGCUGUCACUGCAUCAAGCUCCAAAGGAGUGACCAGACUCAUGAUUAGGGUAUAGUGGGGCCCUCAAGACGCCUUCAGUUUUGAAUGUAUUUGCUGCUGAGGAGUCAGUGAAGUUGUUAAUUCUGCACAUCCCUUCUCCCACCCCCAUAAAUGCAUGGGAAGCCACAGUUCUGGUUUUGAGAUACUAGGGCAGCUCAGUACCCCUUCCCCUCAUCCUGCAUGUCUUGUUACUGGGUCUCCCUGUGUCACUGUGGCAUUAUUCCACAACCAUCAUGUUAUUUAGGUGCCAAACAUAUACAGAAAUAAGUCUCCAUACAUCUUAGGGUCAGAAAGGGACAGAUUCAGAAGGACCUUGUUUGCCAGGAAGCCUUGCAAGUUAGUCAUGUGAGGGCAUGCUUCGGCCUCUGGGUGUUGGGUGGGAAAAGGGCCAAGAGCCUGAAAAGGAGGGAGGAGAGGUAGAAGUGAGUUUGUAGGGCUUGGAUGAUUAGCAGCAGCCUAGUGUGGUGCCCCAUCGUCAACACAACCCGUGGUCCUUCUGGGUGCCUGCCAAGCUUGGGUGUGUACAAAAGCAAGGUGGGUAUCUAUUUUUGUAUAUGAGCUACAUCACGCUUUUCCUGUGGGCCAGUAUUGUGGAGUGAGUCUGAGUUGUUUACACUGAUACCUUCCCUGCCCACCACAAAUUGUGUACAUAGUCUCCAGAUGAUAACCACCCCUUUCCCAGCUCCCAACCAAGAGCUGGCUUUAGGCCUGUGUUAUAUGUUAUAUUUAGCCUUUUUAUAUAUGACUUUGGAUUCUGUUGUUUGUAUUUUAGCACAGUGUGUGUAUGCCUUCAUUUAAAUAUAUCGUGUGUGCAUACAUAUAUACAUAUAUGUAUGUGUGCAUAUAUAUAUAUAAAUAUAUUUAAAAAGUAUCAGAGUUCAGUUAAAGGAGAUGGAGUCCUGUGCCCCAGGAGAAAGACCACAUCCUUGCUAAUGGUGUUUACCACAAGUGUUAGUGAGUCUUCCCUAUUACCUUUUUCCCUUCGGGAUACUGAACAAAAGCAAAGCUUUCAAGUGUUUGCUGUCCCCAUGGCAGCUAAGUGAGGGUCUUAGAAUGACUCCCUUGUGUUCUUCAAGCCGCACUUUGGGGCUUUCUCUGCAGUAUUAGCCCCCUUUUUGCCCAGUGAUGCUCCUGUCUGCGCCUAUAUGUGUGUGACAGUCACUUCUGCAUGCCUUUUGUAUCUGGCUCCCAGCGUUUGGGGACAGGAUGCUGGAACCAGAGCAUUUCAGCUUGUCUGAGGCUUCUUUGCCAAUUACAGGUCACUCCUAUUUACCUGGUUUGUCUGCUUUCUUGCUUUUCUUUGCCUUCUCUUGGGAGAGGGAGGGUUCCGGAUUGCAGUUGAGGUGAGCUGCUGCUAGCUAUAGCCUUUCCCCCUGCAUGGCCUUCUUAGAGCAGGACAAGUGGCAUGUUAUUUUACUAAGUUACCAAACAUUGAAGGAGCUAACACAUUCCCUGCAGAUCCAGAAACAGGCUUAACAAGGUUACGAAUGAGAUGCCCAAGUGCAUCUAGCCACUAGGAGGGAAAGUAAGCCAUCACUGCCUCUGUAAAGCAGCAGCAGGAAUCGGCUGUGAAUUGCUAGCAAUUACUGUUUUAAAAGUUUUGCUUUUUUAGCAAUUGCUUUUUGGUUUGCUUGUUCCUCAAACUUAAGGGCAAGGGGCAUACAUCUUCCCCAGACACAGACUGGAAUCUGCAGCUUCUGUGGUGCCACACACUGUAUAGCUCUUUAUUCACAGAGUAGAGGGACUUUCAGAAACCAAGUGGUCUGAGCUACUACUGCCCACCCCUGGCUUUCUAGGGUAGAAAAUUCAUGGUAUGAAUAAAUUCAAAGGGUACUUGGAACUGUGGGUUAACAAGAAAGGCAGCAUAAUUAAUGCAUGCUAACAGAUCUGCAACCAGAACAGCCACCAAGCAUGACUUGUCUAUGGUUGAUGUUGAGUUCCAGUGUGUCCAAAGCUGAGGCACCCUGUCCUUUGAAAAUAUGCACUGCGUAGCUUCUAUUUAUGGGGACCUGUGACUACAGAGCUGGCUCCUGAGUUGGGAAGGAAAGGGAAAGAUGCAGCUGAAAGUGACAAGAGGUGAUGUGGUGGUGGGAAUAAGGUAGAGUUAAGGGAAAAAAGAGUAUGUGGUUCAGAGAGGCUGAGGAGGACUGGGGCUGCAAGGACACUUUCAUUGGGAGCCAGAGUGCUUAAGCUCUCCUGGGGGUAGGGAUGCACCAUGCUCCCAAGAGUCAGGGCCAAAGUCACUGAUUUUUUUAUAUGUGACAGUCACUGCACUGCUCAACCACCAGCCAGUGGGAUAUUUUUUUAGGAAAAAACUCCUCCCCUUGCAAUCAUAAUUAAUGCAUAUUAAGGAAAAAUCUGGGAAUAUUACAAAAAAUCAGUUUGCCACCCAAAUGUUACCACUGUUAACCUUUUGGUGUUAAAUGUUCCUCUAGACAUUUCUGUGCAUAGAUUUUUGGUGUGUUUACAUAGUUGUUAUUCUACUGUAUAUACAAUUUUAUGUCCCUUUUGUACUUAACAUAUAAACGUUUUUUCCAUGUUA
Messenger RNA from Phacochoerus africanus (Common warthog), 4052 nucleotides. It is a transcript of the gene WDR82, whose product is annotated as WD repeat domain 82. Gene Ontology annotation, cellular component: Set1C/COMPASS complex. Gene Ontology annotation, molecular function: chromatin binding; protein binding. The record is from RefSeq and is a predicted model, not a curated record. Lineage: Eukaryota; Metazoa; Chordata; Mammalia; Artiodactyla; Suidae. The transcript is spliced from 9 exons. The coding region runs from base 302 to 1243 and encodes 313 amino acids.